AUGUCAAACAAAGAAUAUACAACUAUAGUUCUUGAUGCUUCAAAUUCAAUGAAUAGUAAGUCAGCAACGACCGAAUCAAAAACAGAUUUUGAGUUAGCUCUCGAAUUUUCAGUCAAUUAUUUAACUAAUCAACUAUUAAAAAACCGUAAACUGGAUAGAUAUGCUUUCGUCAUUUACACUUCAAUUGAAUCAAAAUACAUAUAUAAUGAUGGACCAAUAACUUUGAGUUAUGUAAAAGAAUUUUAUGACGCGUCCAUAAAGAUGCAUCAUGAUGACACGGGUACUGGUGAUAAAGCUGAUAUAAUAAGUUCAUUUUCAGAUGCAUUGCAGAAUCAAAUAGCAAAUAAGUUCAUUAGAAACAUCUACAUCAUCACAAACGGUCUUGGUAAUAUCAAUGAGCCAAACAGUUUAGAUUACCUCAACUCCAUUUUAAACUUAUACACCAUUAAUACUACAUGUAUAGUCUUGAACAACGAAAACAAUGCACACGCAAAGGAAAUCAUUCAAAAAUUUGGUGGUAAACUUGAUAGUGAUUUCAAUAUAUAUGAUUAUGAUGAAUAUAUGCACGCGGGACCUCCCGUGAAACUUAUUGGACCACGAUGUGUUAGUGAUACUUACUUAUCAUUUGCUGAAAUGGGACGCGGUCAAGACAACGAUCUUGGUGUAAGCUUAAAAAUUCAAAUAUAUCCAUCAAUUAGAUGUCAAAAUCAAGUCCAUGGUCAUGAAUUCAUAGUGGAUUCGGAUCAGAAUGAAAUACUGAAGGUUAAAAGGGACACAAAGUAUAUUAUUAAAAAGAACUCAAAUAUUGAAGAUGAAGUGUAUGAAAAUUUAAAUUUGGACGAACAGACUCCUAAUGAAAAAGAAGAAGAUGAAGAAAUAGUCAUAAGUAAUCGUGAUAUAACACCUGGCUUCAAAUAUACCCAAAGAAAUAUUCUACCUGUUUCAUCUGAACUCGACCAAGCAGCUACUUUGGGAACAACACCUGGGGUUAAUAUACUUGGGUUCAUUUCUAGGGCUAACCUUCCUGUGGCAUACUUAACUGAAGAAUCAAAUUAUGUGAUACCCGAUAUGAAACUAUACAAUGAUAACAGUACAGCUUUUAAUUCCAUGGUUCAGGCAUUGUUAGACUUGGACUUUGUUGCUUUGAUACGAUUUGUACAAAAACCAGAUGAUGAGGUUCAAAUAUGUGCUGGAUUUCCUCAAGAGGUAAAGCUUGGUGAAAAAACCGGUUUUGUACUUAUCAUGAAUAGAUUAGCAAUGAAAGAAGAUGAAAAAAUGGGAAAUUUUUUGGAUUUAAAGAAGAUGAAGGAUGAUUCUACCGAUUUGAUCAUGGAAGAUUUUAUCAGGGGAAAACAACUCAAUAAUGAUCAAUCUACUCCAAAUGUUUUAGAUAAUGAGAAAGCAGGUCUUACACAAUCAAAAUCUUUUACACCUUCAAUAACACGUGAAACAACCUUGGAAAAGAUAUUGUUAUCUUCUAGCCCAGCAAAUAAAAGAUUCAAUCAUUAUGUCAAUAAAAUUUUACACAAAUCCCUUGGUCAAGUAAAAAGUUUAAAAGAUUUUGUUCGUGAAAAGGAUUUCAUUGAAACUUAUCUUACAGCCGACGAAACAAAUGCAUUACUUAAUCUUGAUAAUGUUCUUGAUACUAAAGAAGAAAUUUAUUACAAAACUUACGAUCGCCAAAAGGAUAACGAAUAUGAUACCAAACUAAAAAAUCUCCUAGAUGUCAAAUUCAAAGUUCGUAAGAAAACAAAUAAAAGAAAAAGAAGCGUCGAAGGGUUUUUUGGUCCAGAAACUACAGACGGAUUUGACGAAUAUUUUGAUGUUGAUGAUAUAUUAAAUGGCUGA
This is a messenger RNA of Lodderomyces pseudojiufengensis, 1848 nucleotides long. RefSeq names its product ATP-dependent DNA helicase (gene YKU80). The transcript has a single exon. Gene Ontology annotation, cellular component: Ku70:Ku80 complex. The coding region runs from base 1 to 1848 and encodes 615 amino acids. Gene Ontology annotation, molecular function: double-stranded DNA binding; telomeric repeat DNA binding. NCBI's taxonomy places the organism in Eukaryota, Fungi, Ascomycota, Pichiomycetes, Serinales, Debaryomycetaceae. The record is from RefSeq and is a predicted model, not a curated record. Gene Ontology annotation, biological process: cellular response to X-ray; double-strand break repair via nonhomologous end joining; telomere maintenance.